AUGUCUCCGCUGCGCUGGGGCGCUUGGCUGCUGCUGCUCGCCGGCCCCGCAGCCUCCACCGCCAGCCCGGCAGACGAGAGCGGCGGGGCGCGGGGAGGGGGCCGAGGGGACGGGGAACGCGGGGCCCGGGACGAGCCGCAGCGGCAGCACCACGACUCCUCGUACGGCACCUUCGCCAGCGAGUUCUACGACCUGCGCUACCUCUCCGAGGAGGGUUACCCUUUCCCUACUGCUCCUCCUGUGGAUCCAUUUGCAAAAAUUAGAGUGGAUGAUUGUGGAAAAACCAAGGGAUGCUUUAGGUAUGGUAAACCUGGAUGUAAUGCCGAGACUUGUGACUAUUUUCUCAGUUAUCGUAGAAUAGGAGCUGAUGUAGAGUUCGAGUUGAGUGCUGACACUGAUGGCUGGGUGGCAGUAGGAUUUUCUUCAGACAAGAAAAUGGGCGGAGAUGAUGUCAUGGCUUGUGUUCAUGAUGAUAAUGGAAGGGUCCGAAUACAGCACUUUUAUAAUGUUGGUCAGUGGGCUAAAGAGAUCCAGCGAAAUCCAGCUAGAGAUGAAGAAGGGAUUUUUGAAAACAACCGUGUGACUUGUCGAUUUAAACGUCCUGUGUAUGUUCCCAGAGAUGAAACUAUUGUAGAUCUUCACUUGAGCUGGUACUAUUUGUUUGCUUGGGGUCCAGCAAUUCAGGGUUCUAUAACUCGGCAUGACAUAGACUCACCGCCUGUAUCAGAGCGUGUUGUCAGUAUUUACAAGUAUGAAGACAUUUUUAUGCCAUCAGCUGCCUAUCAAACCUUUUCUUCUCCAUUCUGUUUGCUUCUUAUUGUUGCACUGACCUUUUAUUUAUUGAUGGGAACCCCAUGAUCACAGCUGGAUAUGUAUGGAAGAUUGUGAGAAUUUGUUAAUGAGAGUUCUUCAGGAUGGAUGCAUUUUCUGUUGGAAUUCAUAUCACGUUGUCUAGCUGCUUUAUUGACAAUUUCAUCUUCUCAGCAAGGAAAUAACCUCUCCUUUGAGCAGUAAAGGUGUGCCAAAUAAUUAAGAAUAAUCAAGGAGCAAGUAACAAACCAUUUCCAGUGUAACUACUAGUUGUUUAAUGAAAAAUACUUUUGUAAAAUGUGUGUGUGUAUGUUGGGGGGAAUUUAGUAAUGGACAUCUAGAAUCAAAUUAUUUAAUACACAAUUUCCUUCCAUUCAAAAAAUAAAAGUUGGGGAAAUAUUGUCUGUUAAA
Messenger RNA from Terrapene triunguis (Three-toed box turtle), 1221 nucleotides. RefSeq names its product ferric chelate reductase 1 like (gene FRRS1L). Lineage: Eukaryota; Metazoa; Chordata; Testudines; Emydidae. Gene Ontology annotation, biological process: regulation of glutamate receptor signaling pathway. The transcript is spliced from 5 exons. The record is from RefSeq and is a predicted model, not a curated record. The coding region runs from base 1 to 858 and encodes 285 amino acids.